Molecule: messenger RNA, 13915 nt
Organism: Coregonus clupeaformis (lake whitefish)
Lineage: Eukaryota; Metazoa; Chordata; Actinopteri; Salmoniformes; Salmonidae
Product: ankyrin-3
Exons: 51
Coding region: 515-11902 (3795 amino acids)
Biological process (GO): regulation of cardiac muscle contraction; signal transduction; protein localization to T-tubule
Cellular component (GO): T-tubule
Molecular function (GO): protein binding
Source: RefSeq, a predicted model, not a curated record
CCCCUCCCUGCCUACCCCAGCUGGCUCCCUCACACUCCAUUCAUACACACAGACACUCACUCACACACACACUCUAUCUAUCUCUCUCUCUCUAUCUCUCUCUCUCUCUCUCUCUCUCUCUCUCGCUCUCACACACACAGAGAUCCACGUGGAGCACCAGCCCAGGUACCGCCAUGGACCAGGAGGGGAACGCGAAGAGGGCGGCUAGAAACAGAGCGUGGUUACCGUAGUAACCAGCUCUCUCCUCUCCACCUCUGUGCCUGGUGAUGCUCGUGUCUCUCCAUCCAGCUUCUCUUCUCUCGCUCUCUCUCGCUCCUGGAUUCACAACCUCUACACUGACAGUGGUUGACACAGAAACAGGAGGAGCUGUUUUCUCAUCUUUCCUCCUGCCCACCUUUAUCCUCCGACACUCUCCUUGUCAGCAGGACGGAACUCUUUUUCCCUUUCCUUAUCUUUUUCUCUGAGAUCGUUGGCUUCCACUUCCCUGGGAUUUCUACCGGUUUUUAAUUCCGCCAUGGCUCACGCAGCCUCCGCAUUGAAGAAGAACCGGGACGUGGAUGUCAAUGCUAUCGAGGAUGAGAAAGAAAAGAAGAGGAGAAUUAAGAAACUUGCGUCCCGGGAACAAAAGAGAAAGUCGGACAGCAAUGCCAGUUACCUGCGAGCAGCGCGGGCUGGGAACCUGGAGAAGGCCCUGGACUACCUCAAGUCUGGGGUAGAAAUCAAUAUCUGCAACCAGAAUGGGUUGAAUGCUCUUCAUCUGGCCUCUAAGGAGGGUCAUGUGGAGGUGGUGGCUGAGCUGCUGAAGCUAGAAGCCAAUGUGGACGCUGCGACCAAGAAAGGAAACACCGCUCUUCACAUAGCCUCGCUGGCCGGCCAAACGGAAGUGGUGAAAGAGCUGGUGACUAAUGGAGCCAAUGUCAACGCACAGUCUCAGAAUGGCUUCACCCCACUGUACAUGGCAGCCCAGGAGAACCAUCUUGAGGUGGUUCGCUUCCUCCUGGAACACAACUCCAGCCAGAGUAUCGCCACCGAGGACGGGUUCACCCCCCUGGCGGUGGCGCUGCAGCAGGGGCAUGACCAGGUGGUGUCUCUGCUCCUGGAGAACGACACCAAGGGCAAGGUGCGUCUGCCCGCCCUGCAUAUCGCCGCCCGCAAGGACGACACCAAGGCUGCAGCGUUACUGCUCCAGAACGACCGCAACGCAGAUGUAGAGUCCAAGAUGAUGGUGAAUAAAACGACAGAGAGCGGCUUCACUCCUCUCCACAUCGCUGCUCACUAUGGCAACAUCAACGUGGCCACGCUUCUGCUGAAUCGAGGCGGCGCUGUGGACUUCAUGGCCAGGAAUGACAUCACACCUCUCCAUGUGGCAUCUAAAAGAGGAAAUAGUAACAUGGUCAAACUGCUGUUGGACAGAGGCUCCAAAAUAGAUGCCAAGACCAAGGAUGGGCUGACACCUCUUCACUGUGGAGCGAGGAGCGGUCAUGAACAAGUGGUUGAGAUUCUGCUGGACCGCGGAGCCCCCAUUUUGUCCAAGACAAAGAACGGGCUGUCCCCCCUGCACAUGGCCACUCAGGGCGACCACAUCAACUGUGUCCAGCUCCUCCUCCAGAACGAUGUCCCCGUUGAUGAUGUCACCAACGACUACCUGACAGCGCUACACGUGGCCGCCCACUGUGGACACUACAAAGUGGCCAAGCUCAUAGUGGACAAAAAGGCCAACCCUAAUGCUAAAGCACUGAACGGCUUCACCCCGCUUCACAUCGCCUGCAAGAAGAACCGUGCCAAAGUGAUGGAGCUGCUGCUGAAGCACGGAGCAUCGAUCCAGGCUGUGACAGAGUCUGGACUCACUCCUAUUCACGUGGCAGCCUUCAUGGGACAUGAGAACAUUGUCAACGCACUGACGCAUCACGGAGCUUCGCCCAACACCACCAACGUGAGGGGCGAGACAGCGCUGCAUAUGGCAGCCCGGGCGGGUCAGGCGGACGUGGUGCGAUACCUGCUGCAGAAUGGAGCUAAGGUGGAGACCAAGGCCAAGGAUGACCAGACGGCGCUGCACAUCUCCAGCCGGCUGGGGAAGGCCGACAUUGUCCAGCAGCUGCUGCAGACUGGGGCUUCUGCCAACGCUGCCACCACGUCAGGCUACACACCUCUCCACCUGGCUGCCCGCGAAGGUCACGAGGACGUAGCUGCCAUGCUGCUGGACCAGGGUGCAUCGCUCUCAGCCUCCACUAAGAAAGGUUUCAGUCCUCUUCAUGUGGCAGCUAAGUAUGGGAAGAUGGAAGUGGCCAACCUGCUUCUUCAGAAGAGAGCAGCUCCGGAUGCAGCUGGAAAGAGUGGGCUAACUCCACUGCAUGUAGCUGCUCACUACGAUAAUCAGAGAGUGGCUCUACUGCUUCUGGAUCAGGGAGCAUCUCCCCAUGCCGCCGCCAAGAAUGGCUACACACCCCUCCACAUAGCUGCCAAGAAGAACCAGAUGGACAUAGGGACCACCCUACUGGAGUAUGGGGCGGACACCAACGCUGUGACCCGCCAGGGCAUCAGCCCUGUUCACCUGGCAGCACAGGAGGGCAGUGUGGACCUGGUCUCUCUGCUGCUCACCAAGAACGCCAACAUCAACAUGGGCAACAAGAGCGGUCUCACACCUCUCCACUUAGCGGCGCAGGAGGACAAAGUCAACGUGGCGGAAGUCCUGCUCAACCAGGGGGCGGACGUCGACCCCCAAACAAAGAUGGGAUACACUCCGCUGCAUGUGGCUUGUCACUAUGGCAACGUCAAGAUGGCAGACUUCCUCAUACAGAACCAGGCCAGAGUUGAUGGCAAAACAAAGAACGGCUACACGCCCCUCCACCAGGCGGCGCAGCAGGGCCACACCCACAUCAUCAACCUGCUGCUGCAGCACGGAGCCUCUGCCAAUCAGCUGACCGUGAACGGGAGCACAGCCUUGUCCAUCGCCUGUCGCCUUGGUUACAUCUCAGUGGUCGACACUCUCAGGCCGGUGACUGAUGAGAAUCUGACCUCUGUGACUGCGACAGAAAAACACAAAAUGAACAUACCCGAGACCAUGAACGAGUUUCUGGACAUGUCCGACGAUGAAGCUAAGGCUAAUUUGCCGGAAAUUCUCAAUGAGGACUGUAUUUCAGAUGUUGACGAAGGUGAGGAUGCAAUGACCGGUGACACUGACAAAUAUCUAAGGCCCCAGGACCUCAAGGAGCUGGGGGACGACUCUCUCCCGCAGGAGGGCUACAUGGGGUUCAGCAUAGGAGUCCGCUCAGCAAGCCCUAGGAUCAGCCUCCGCUCCUUCAGUUCGGAUAGGUCCAACACCCUCAACCGCAGCUCCUACGCACGAGACAGCAUGAUGAUAGAGGAGAUCCUCGCCCCGACCAAGGACACGCUUCAGAGUGUCUGUAAAGACCUUUCCUACUUGGUUGACCCUCUCAAUAAGCACCUGGCUGUAACCCGGGACUACGAUGCAGAGUGUCUGAGGCGCUACAGCUGGACCCCAGACACUAUAGAUCACAACAACACUGUGUCCAGCCCCAUUCACUCAGGCUUGUCCUCCCCGCUCCCUCAGUAUGACUCCAGAUUCCUGGUCAGCUUCAUGGUGGAUGCCCGUGGGGGUUCCAUGAGAGGAAGUCGAAGCAAUGGCAUGCGUAUCAUCAUCCCGCCCCGGAAGUGCACGGCUCCUACCCGCAUUACCUGCCGCCUGGCCAAGAGGCACAAGCUGGCCUACCCCCCGCCCAUGGUGGAGGGAGAGGGCCUAGUCAGCCGGCUGGUGGAGGUCGGCCCCGCAGGAGCCCAGUUUCUGGGACCUGUGAUCGUGGAGAUUCCUCAUUUCGGCUCCAUGAGGGGAAAGGAGAGGGAGCUGAUCGUGCUCAGGAGCGACAACGGUGACACAUGGAAGGAACACCAGUACGACUGCCAUCCAAGUGACAUCACAGACAUUCUCAACGGGAUGGACGAAGAACUGGACAGCAAUGCUGACCUGGAGAAGAAGCGGAUCUGUCGGAUUAUCACCAGGGACUUCCCCCAGUACUUUGCUGUGGUGUCCAGAAUCAAGCAGGAGAGUAACCACAUGGGUCCAGAGGGCGGGACUCUGACCAGCCUGACCGUGCCCAUGGUCCAGGCCUCGUUCCCACAGGGGGCGCUCACCAAGAAGAUACGCGUUGGCCUGCAGGCUCAGCCAGUCCCAGAUGACAUGGUGAGGAAUCUCCUCGGCAACAGGGCCACCUUCAGCCCUAUCGUUACCGUGGAGCCCAGGAGGAGGAAGUUCCACAAGCCCAUUACCAUGACGAUCCCUGUCCCGCCCCGAUCGGCAGAGGGCCACCCCAGUGGACCCAGGGGGGACUCCACCCCCUGCCUGCGCCUCCUCUGCAGCAUCACAGGUGGAACAUCUCCUGCCCAGUGGGAGGACAUUACAGGGACCACUCCGCUGUCCUUCGUCACAGACUGUGUUUCCUUCACCACAAACGUGUCGGCCAGGUUCUGGCUUGCAGACUGUCACCAGAUUCCUGAGACGGUCGUUCUGGCCUCUCAGCUAUACCGGGAGCUGAUCUGUGUGCCAUACCUGGCCAAGUUUGUGGUGUUUGCCAAGAUGAACGAUCCUGUUGAGUCACGCCUCCGCUGCUUCUGCAUGACGGACGACAAGGUGGACAAGACUCUGGAACAACAGGAGAACUUCGAAGAAGUGGCCAGAAGCAAAGACAUCGAGGUCUUGGAGGGCAAGCCUAUACAUGUGGAUUGCUAUGGCAACUUAUCUCCUCUUACCAAGAGUGGGCAGCAGCUGAUCUUCAACUUCUUCUCUUUCAAAGAGAACCGGCUUCCAUUCAAUGUGAAGGUCAGAGACAUGGGCCAAGAACCAUGCGGUCGACUCUCAUUCUUGAAAGAGCCGAAAACCUCUAAAGGUCUUCCACAGACUGCCAUAUGCAAUUUGAAUAUCACACUGCCAACUCAUAAGAAGGACAUGAUGGAGUCUGAUCCUGAUGAUGAGACUGAAAAACCAGACCGACGUCAUACCUUUGCCUCCUUAGCUUUGCGUAAGCGCUACAGCUAUCUGACCGACCCUGCAGCGAAAACAACUGAUCGGAGCUCGCAGAGAACACAGCCUACUGGCUACGCUUACAAACCUGUCUUUUCAACGAGAUCUUAUCAGGCGUGGUCGGCUGUUCCUAUCUCCGUCCCUGAGCAAGCCAAGUCUGGGUUCGGUUCCCACUCCAGUUCAUCGUCCAACACGCCCAAUGCCUCUCCACUGAAGUCUGUGUGGUCCAUCACCUCAGCGUCCCCCAUCAAGUCCAACAUAGGCGGCUCGUCGGCCCAUUCCAUCAAGUCAGUCAGCGACGUAGCUUCCCCCAUCAGGUCGUACAGGACUAUUUCAUCCCCAAUUAAGACUGUAGUUCAGCAGACCCAGUACCCAGUUCAGGUCACCGCCAGUCUCCUGUCAUCGCCAGUCAGAAGCGUCCCAGACCCCAUUUCCAUCAAGGAACUGGCAGCAUUGUCUUCUAGAACCUCUCCUAUCACCAGUGGUGGAGGGUGUCUGCUAGAGAGGUCAUCAAUCGCCAUGAGCCCACCUGCUUCCCCCAAAUCCUCACUGAAAAUGUACAGUUCAACUCUGCCAUUCAAGGGUGUCAUGGUGGGCACUGGCGCCACAGCAUCGUCCUCUCCAAUAAAAACUGUUCCUGGCCUCAACUCUGUCCGGUCCAGUGCAGACCCCUUAAGUCUAUUUUCCUCCCUUUCCUCACCAAUUAAAUCCAACACUCCUCCUAGUGCUGCAGCUCUGAUCAAUGGAACAGUAUCCCCUACAAAGUACCACUCCUCCUCUCCCACGUCCCUACUCUCCAGCAGCUUACAGGAGAGGAUACAAGCAACCACCAAUGCAGCAACGACAAGCGUAAAUGCAGCCUUUGACGAGGUUGAAAAGACUUUCAAUUCCUGCUCUGCCUCUGGAUAUGGAACUCUGAAGUCCGUGUCCUCCUCAGCGUCAUCUUCUUACCAAUCCAUAAGAUCCUCAGCCUCUAGUUCCCUAUAUGCCUCUCUAAGGUCCCCACCGAACUCUACCACCACUGUCACAUCUGGCACCAUGACUGUCCCAGUGUAUUCGGUUAUAAAUGUGUUGCCAGAGCCCCAAUUUAAAAAGCUCCCUGAGGUGUCAACGCCAGCUGCUGCCCUCUUCUCCUCUCGAAAAACUAUGCCUGCUGAGACAAACUCUCAAGCCCAGUCUUCCUUUGCCAGAACUCUGUCACCUGUCAAAUCCCCCUUAUUCAUGCCCCCGGCUGCCCUAAAAUCCACCACCUCAUCCCCGCUGUCCUCCAGCCAAGAGAUACUGAAGGACGUGGCAGAAAUGAAAGAGGACUUGAUACGGAUGUCUAACAUCUUGCAAACAGAACCAAGUUCAGCCUCCAAAGGUUUCCAGUCUGACUCUCCCAAAGAGGCUAAAAUAGAGGACGAGGAGCCUUGCAGAAUUGUAGAGAAAGUGAAACAGGACCUGGUCAAAGUUAGUGAGAUACUGACCAAGGAUACGGUCAAGGAUAGCAAGACAGCUAUUAAAAUGAAUACAACAGAUGAGGUGCAGUGCUCUAAACAAGCACCAGUGGAUCCCCAGCCAAGCAACUGGAGUUAUCCACCAAGAUAUGAGACAGUGGUUCCUCAAAUCAAAACUAAGACUAUACCAGACAGAGAUUUCAAUCUAUUGAAGGUAGUAGACUACUUGACAAAUGACAUGGGCAGUGGCUCUAUCUCAAAAACUGCAGAUGCAAAGCAUAGAUCUGAUGAGGUUAGAAGGGAAGGAGAGGAGAAACAAAAACGAAUGCUUAAACCUGAGCACAAGCUGAAAAUGCCACCCGCAAACAUGCGGUCCUCUGCCUCAGAAAAGGAGCUCUGUAAACUAGCAGAUGUGCUAUUUGGGCCUGACGCCAUGUUAGAAUCUCCUGAUGACAUCUCACAUGACCAGGACAAGAGUCCCCUCUCAGACAGUGGCUUUGAGACAAGGAGUGAAAGGACGCCCUCUGCACCACAGAGUGCGGAAGGCAUGGGACCCAAGGCACUUUUCCAGGAUAUUCCACCAGUAAUCACUGAGACAAGGACUGAGGUUGUUCAUGUUAUUAGGAGCUAUGAGUCUCCUGAAGAUAACAAGCAACCAAUGAUAGAGGAUACAAGGGCAGUUCGAUACAUUGAUGUUGAACCCAAAGGGCUGAAUGCAUCCAAUGUGGACCAAACUAAAUCAUUUCAGAUGAAAAUCAGCCCGGACGAUGACUCAAUGGGCAAGAGCAUGCGGGUGAAGGAAGAGACCCACAUCACGACUACCACCCGAAUGGUGUACCACAAACCCCAGAGUAAAGAGAAUACAUCAGAGAGGAUGGAAGAAUCAAUGUCAGUGCAUGAUAUAAUGAAAGCUUUCCAGUUAGGCAGGGAUCCCUCCAGAGAACUUGCUGGACUGUUUGAGCACAGGGCCGGCAAUGAUGACACAUCGCAGAGGGAUAUAAACUCAAAGCCCAAAGUUGAAAGAAUAAUCGAGGUUCACAUUGAAAAGGGUAACAAAACUGAACCAACUGAGGUCAUCAUCCGGGAAACAAAAAAUGACCCAGAGAAGGAGAUGUAUUUCUACCAAGGGAACAGUGGACUGUCACGACAGGGAGAGGAGGAGACUGAAGAAUCGCUCCCCUGUUACCUAGAGUCUUCCAGAGUAAACACACCCAUGUCACAGGAAGACGACAGUCGUCCAAGCUCUGCACAGCUCAUGGCAGAUGACUCGUACAAAGCCCUGAAGCUUCUCAGCCAGCACUCAGUGGAAUAUAAUGAUGAUGAAUCAUCAGAACUCAGAGGGGAGUCCUACAACUUUGCAGACAAAAUGCUUCUCUCUGAGAAACCAGACUCUUCUCACUCUGACACCGAGGAGUAUUUGAGGGACAGGUCUCGUUUUCACUCCCCAGAUAGGAGUAGUUAUAGUCAGGGACGGUCUAAUGGAUCAAGGCAAGAAUAUAUUUUGAGGUCAUCAAACACCGACAAAUCAGGUCAAAUUGCCAAUGUAGACGAUAACUUUGACAAACUAACACUAUUGCAGUAUUCCUCAGAACCUGGUAGCCCAAAGCACUCUGUUUGGAUGCGUGUCACUGAUGACAGACAGAGCCAGAAUAGAGAAAAGCUCAUCUAUGAAGACAGAGUAGACAGAACUGUUAAGGAAGCAGAGGAAAAGCUUAGCGAAGUCUCUCAGUUUUUUCGUGAUAAGACAGAGAAACUGAACGAUGAGCUCUCAUCCCCUGAGAAGAAGUCCCGCAGGUCAGACUUUAGGGAAACACGAUCUGGGCCUAGCUCUACGCACAGCAGUCCUGAAAGAUCAACCUAUAGGAAUGGGGGCAGUGGUGAAGAAUGUAGGGACCGUUUCAGAGACAGGUUUGGCUCCAAUGAUAGAAAAUGUGCUAGUUUACCGAGCAGCCCAGAGAGGAGAGUGCUGCUACAAUAUAAUGAUGACAAUAGAAAACCAGGGGAUGGUACUUCACAGGGCAAUGCAGGUGACGCCUCUAAACCAUUUCAAAUGUCAUCCUCCAAAGUCAGCGCUGUUAGGCUAAAAUUUGAACAAGAGGCUCAGAAGCAAGAUAAGGGUCCACAAUGGGGACAAACAUCAAAUCCCCCAGUAAGAAAACUCCAGGAAAGUACGCUGCCUGUGUAUCAAGUCUUUGCUGGCUCAAAUAUCCCCAAAUCACCAGACAGUCCAGGAAGUACCAGGAAAGUUCUAGAAAGCGAGGUUAGAGGAUCUAGUGGACCAAGCCCCAGUGCUAAUAGGUAUAUAUGCUCAUCUCCUAAACACGACACAAACGGAAAUGAACAGGAAGAAAAAAAGUCAUUCAAAACUUGGGAAUGUCAUGGAAAUGGAAACUAUAAACCCCAAGUGUCAAAACUAGCUCACACGUUAGUUCAAGAUGCGCAUGCCAAUGACAGCAAUUCACAAAGAAAACUUCAGGGCUUUAGAGAUGGGAUAACCAGUAAAGAAGAGACAACCCAAAAAACAAUUUACACAGAGCUUGUGGUCCGAGAAAACCCAAAUAGUAGUGAUGUACGUACUGGUAGUCUAAAAAAAAACUCGGAAUCGCAAAUUCCUGUUAGAAUGCCGUGUAGUUUCUCAGAGAAUCAGCAAUCCACAUCAUUAAAAUUAGAUACAUCUGUUAAACUGUGCGAAAGGGCAGGAUCACAAAUACCUACUUUAGCUAGAAAUCGGUUACACAGCGGCUCUGAAGCCAACAAAUCUACAAACGACUCAUCAGUAGAAAAAUCCUCAGAUUCUUAUGAUAGUAGUCAGUCAACUGUAGUAUGUAAUGGUAUAGAUAGCGACCAAGUAGAGUACUUGGAAAACGUAACCCCUGUAGUUGUCACUGAGGGUUUCAAAGACAUCAAACCGUUGCCAGUUUAUGUUAGCAUCCAAGUGGGCAAGCAAUAUGAAAAAGAAACAACUGGUCUGCUGGGAACAUACCAAAAGAUAGUGAGUCACGAGAGCCGAACAGUGCACGAGACACGGGGAGCAUUUUAUACCGUCAAACAAAAACAACCCCCAUCUCCUCAAGGCAGCCCAGAGGAUGACACUCUAGAGCAAGUUACUUUCAUGGACAGCUCUGGCAAGAGUCCUGUUACUCCUGAGACACCAAGCUCUGAGGAGGUGAGCCUUGCCUCCAGAAAGACAGAUUCCGUGAUUGGAUAUAUGCCCGGCAUGCCCAGUCCAAUAGCAGAGGAGUCUGAGGAAGACGAAGGAAAGACCUGCAUCUACAGGGAGUCUCUGCCGGAGAAAACCAAGCCUGCCUCAUCAGAACCCUCCAUCAGAAACCAGGAAACAGUGAAACGACCCAAAGAGAAACGAGUCGCUUACAUUGAGUUUCCCCCACCUCCGCCUUUAGAGGCAGAGCAUUCUGACCCUGAGAAGAGGGGGUCUUGUGCCUCCUCAGAGGCUGAGACAGAGAUGAUGGAGGUGAACCUCCAAGAGGAGCAUGAUCAGCACCUCCUUGCAGAGCCCAUCAUCAGGGUUCAGCCUCCCUCUCCAGUUCCCCCUGGAGCAGACGACAGCGACUCUAGUGAUGAUGAGUCUAUCUUCCAUCCCAUCCCCAACAAAAAGUACACCUUCAAGAUGAAGGAGAAGGAGGAAGGAGAGAAGCGUCUUAAACCCAAAAAGCCGGAGAGGAACGGAAACAACAAGGAGUCAGGCACUAAUGGCGUUGUAAAAGCAGAGGAGGAAGACUUGGAGCAAAAUGGCAAUGACCAGUCAAUCACAGACUGCUCCAUAGCCACAACUGAGUUCUCUCAUGACACAGAUGCUACUGAAGUAGACUCUCUCGAUGGCUAUGACCUUCAAGAUGAGGAUGAUGGGUUGAGUGAACAAGACCCUAAGACAUCCAGCCUGUCCAAUGACGGCAAGACAUGUGAUCGUUCCUUCAGUCAAUCAAAGCUUGAAGUCAUAGAGGAGGAGAAAACACCAAGUGAGGAUGGAGGGGAUAAUGGGAAAGCAAACUCUGACCAAAACACAGGAGAUGAAAAAGACUACACUCUUGAGGGAAGACAUCCAGAUAGACAGGGCGAUAGACAAGGCUUUGCAGAUAACUUAUUUGGCUAUCAACUCGAAGAGGAGUUAAACUCUACCUUCAAAACUGUCGCCACGAAAGGCUUAGACUUUGACCCCUGGUCAAGCAAAGGCGGAGAAGGAGUUUUUGAUGCCAAAGCGAAAGAAGAAGAUCCCAAGCCUUUCGGUUUGUCUGUGGAUGACAAGUCGCAAGGCACCACUCCAGACACUACCCCUGCUAGAACCCCGACUGAUGAGAGCACACCGACUAGCGAGCCUAACCCUUUCCCCUUCCACGAGGGGAAGAUGUUUGAGAUGACGCGCAGUGGUGCAAUUGACAUGAGCAAGCGGGACUUUGUUGAAGAGAGGCUUCAAUUUUUCCAGAUUGGUCCUCAGAGUCCCUGUGAGCGAACAGACCUGCGGAUGGCCAUCGUGGCCGACCACCUGGGACUUAGCUGGACUGAGCUGGCUCGGGAAAUGGACUUUUCUGUCGACGAGAUCAACCACAUCCGAGUGGAGAACCCCAACUCCCUGACAGCGCAGAGCUUCAUGCUGCUAAAGAAAUGGGUCAGCCGGGACGGUAAAAACGCAACGACGGAUGCCUUAACUGGAGUGCUGACCAAAGUCAAUCGGAUGGAUAUUGUGACUUUACUGGAGGGGCCGAUAUUUGACUAUGGUAACAUUUCAGGCACGAGAAGUUUUGCCGAUGAUAACGCUGUUUACCUGGAUCAGGCUGAUGGUUGGCACAGUGACACUUCCAGCGUCAACGUGGAGCCGCCCACACCUGGCCGCAGUGUGAGCUCAGACCUGCUAGACCGCCAGGAAAAUAGCCAGGAGAACUCCAGUGACUCCAUCACCUCUUCCUCUAGAGGGGAGCCAGGGAGGUCUAGGCACAAUGGCGAUCACACGGAGCUACCACCUCAGGACGGGUCACUUCCUGUACCGCAGGACUCAGCCAACGGAAGAACUGGACAUGGGAAGGAAGAAGGCACACUUGUGUCUGAGAAGAAAGUCCAGCAGCGUUUUAGUGAGUCCGGUUCUGACGAGGAACGGACCGUCACCACCAGGGUGUUUCGGCGCCGGGUCAUUCUUAAGGGAGAACAGGCAAAGAAUAUUCCAGGCGAAUCAGUGACAGAAGAACAGUUUACCGAUGAAGACGGUAACAUCAUCACUAGAAAAGUCAUCAGAAAGGUCAUCCGGCGCGUGUCCACGCCCACGCCUGACGACCAGGGCGGGGACAGGGGGAGUUUGGACCGAGGAGACCCCUGGCCCUGCCCUUUCUUACUGGAGGAGGAGUUAGAGCAAGGAGAUGGAGCUAAAAGCAGGAAGAAGGAGGAGAGGAGGUCGGGAGAAAAGAAGCUUCAAUCGUAGGGGUAGCUGUGCUCCACCAGGUACUUUACCAAGUGUGCAGGAAUUAUUCUCAUCUGUUUCCAGGGCAGAAAGUUGCAAACUGAAAAACUCAAGAAAUUUCAGCCAGGACUUGACCCGUCUGAUUUCAAUAUGAGCAUAUAAAACUCACUCCCUGUCAAUUGAGGGACCUGGAAGGUUCUCACCAUGGAAUCUGAAUUCUAAUUGUAUGGCUCUCACUUCCUGUGGUCUAUGGACCAGGAGAAUUCUGCUUCCUGUUUGUGACUCGUAACGUGCCAUUGGUGUGAGAGCUUUUGAGGAGCAUUGUGGUGACAAUAAAAAGGACUCCAUCACAGAAAAACUACAGGUGCAACUGAACAUAUACUUACCUGUGACCAAAGAUGGCACAAAAGCUCAAUUCUAGUAGUAGGAGAAAGAAAAUCAACAAAAUUACACAAAAACUAGAGGAACACUUCUGAUCCACCUCCAACACUCGCCUUAUAGUUUUGUCUUGGACCCAUAAAUGUCAGGUUGUAAAUUGCUGUGGGUUUUGUUUUCCUUUUUAAAACUGAAAAUAACACAAGGCUUUUUCCUGUAUAUAAAUUACAAUGUGUACAAUUAAAAAAUUAUGAGUUACAGGAUGAUAAUGCACAGGAGAGAACUUUACAAGUGCUUUCAAAAUUAUUAUCAAAAUGGUUCCACUUUUAAGGAAGAUUUGAGUGUAACUUCACAUGUUCUUGUAUAAUUCAUUAUUUUAGCAGGUAUAAUGUUUGUAUAUGAAAAAAGCUGGUUAGAUUUUACAGAGGAAAUUUCCAGAAAAUCUUCUGCGAAUUUCAGUGAUUCCUAAAAAGGGGAUGUAUUUAAUUCUGCAAAAGCAGAGUACUCAUAUUUUCAUGCAUGCCGUUCACAUUAUUUUAAGUACAAUUUUUACAAGUUUGCAAACACUGUAUUAAAAUGAGAAUUAAAACCCUUAACCUGUGUACACAUAUAGAUAGCCCUUGCAUUUGUCACCAGUUUUAUAUUUGAAAUGAAAAAAAUACCAUAAAAGCAUUUAUUGUGUCUGGAACGAGGAACAGUAUGAAGAAAAUUAGUUCUAUAGCUUCUUGAGGGUUUAAUGUAGCCUACCGUUUGUCUAUGUAAAACUGAACGGCAGCUUCUGCAGGCAUUAGCAUAAAUGCUACGAGAAAGAAGUUAUCUGAAUGUAUAUUCUAGUAGACUGGCUCGCUGUAAAAGUAGAACUGUAUUCUGUGUAUUGGCUAUAAGGUGUAGAGGUCUCUGUACGCUGUAAGACUGUUUGUAAUCAUUUUAGCAGUGUGUCAUUUGGUUUAUAAAGGCUGCUGUGGUUUUAAAGAAAAGGUGUCAUUUCCUUUUGGGUUUUGGUGAAGUAUUUCCUUAAAUUUAAUCUACUCACAUAAAGACACAUAAGACAUUAUUUGAUUGUAGCUCUUAAUAGAAAAUGUAUGACAAAAACACUGGAUGGUCAAAACGAUUAUUUAAGCAUCAAAUUAAUUGUGUUGAACUCUGAAAUUGUGUGAUCUUUCUAGGCUUGAGAAUCUGUAUGCAGUGUCUAACUAGCAUUCAUUUGAUAGUUCAUUGGCGAUUACUUUGCGUUAGAUCUUCUCUUUGUAUUGGUUUGACUAGAGGCCCAUGUAGUUAAAGUGUGGUGUUAUUCUGGUGUAAAGGCUCAGAUUUAGUGUGAUGAUGAUGUUUAUGCUGUGGACAUGACAACCAUGUAAAGGACUGAUUUUCCUUUUUUGACAAGUGAAGUCAUUUAGGGUAUUGUAUCAUAUCUCCUAUCCUACAUGUCAAUCAGGAGGUAGAGGUUAAUUUGAUCAAUUUUGUUUGAUAUGUGUUUUCACCUGAGCUAAUUUUUCGAUGUACAAUUCUUACUAACAGAGUGAAGCCAUUGAAAUGUAACUAUUCUAGCACUUUGGUUAUUCAAGGUCUUCUUUUGGAGGUUAUAGCAGCAAUGACGCCACCACAAUGUUUCAAUUUUAAAAAACGAAAUAACAAAAUAAAAAUGCAUUUAUUUUGCAA